CAGAAGAGCACUCGCAGGUGUGGAGAGAAAAUACGGCUGCUGUCCUGGCUCCUGGGGACUGCUCUCUCGAUUGAGAAGGAUUUUGAUGUUAACCAGAAAUACCUCCAGAAGAUUCAAGAAGCUGUAGAGGUGAAGUUAAGUCUGUGAAGGACCAGCAUGGGAAUUUUAUACUCUGAGCCCAUCUGCCAGGCAGCCUAUCAGAACGACUUCGGUCAGGUGUGGCGGUGGGUGAAGGAAGAUGGCAGCUGUAUCAACGUUCAAGACGGCUUUAAUGGAGACACUCCCCUGAUCUGUGCUUGCAGGCAAGGGCACCUGAGAAUUGUUUCCUUCCUUUUGAAAAGAAAUGCUGACGUGAACCUCAAAAACCGGAAAGAGAGGACCUGCUUGCAUUACGCUGUGAAGAAAAAAUUUACCUUCUUUGAUUAUCUACUCAUUAUCCUCUUAAUGCCUAUUCUGCUUCUUGGGUAUUUCCUCAUGUUGUCAAAGACGAAGCAGAAUGAAGUUCUCAUUCGGAUGCUACUUGAAGCUGGAGUCGAAGUUAACGCUGCAGACUAUUAUGGCUGCACUGCGUUACAUUACGCCUGCAAAAUGAAAAACCAGACUCUUAUCCCCCUGCUCCUCGAAGCCCAUGCAGACCCCACGAUAAAGAACAAGCUUGGUGAGAGUUCCCUGGAUAUUGCACGGAGAUUAAAAUUUUUCCAGAUUGAACUAAUGCUAAGGAAAGCAUUGUAAUCCUUGUGGCCUCAGAUGGAGAAGUGAAAAAAUAGACUGGAUUCUAUUUCCAUCUUGGACUGUUGGUCUGUGGACCAGUCUGCUUGGACACCAUGAUUUUAUGGGGGAUAAUGAUCACUGUCAUCAGGGUAUGUAUUUUAAGAGUUUGCACUUAAAAUGUUUUUCUGCUAAACAUGGAGUUCACCAAGGUUGAAAUCCUUCUGGGAAAAACACUAAAGCAGAUGGAUUUUCCACUUCAGACAAAAAGAGGUGAUGCUUCAAACUCAUCUGUCUUGAAAAAGAGGAUCUGAGUUGCCUGACAGUGUUCCCUCUUCUAAAGAAGCUGUCCCAUCAAGAGACAAACUGUUUCAGACCUCUAUGAGUAGCAGGAAAGAAUCAAAGUAUAUAUACAUUUGUAUAGAAUGUAUAGGUGGGAGAGGAGGGGGCAUAGAUUUUCAUAUGUAAAUAUUCCAUUGGUGAAACAACCCUAACAAAAUCAUCUAUUAGUUGUCAGUGGUCGGAAUGUUUAUACCAAAUAAAUCGGCAAAUGCUACUAGUCAGGGCUGUUUUGUUUUUUCUUUCUAGAGAGCCAGUUUACCAGCAUACCUCUGGACGUUUUGCUAUCAGUUUACAGCUAAAAGCCAUCUUGAUUGUGAACAAAAUUAUGUAACUAUCAAGAUGUUUGUUCAAAAAUAGCUUUAUGAUUCUCUUGUGACUGCAAAGCAGCUAUUAAACUUGUUAGUUCUGUUUAUUUGUAUUGAUAAAAAUUUAAAUUUUAUUGUAAAUUAUUUGAUAGAGUAUUUCUUUAUAAGAAAUAAAGCUGUAUGUUGAGG
This is a messenger RNA of Manis pentadactyla (Chinese pangolin), 1544 nucleotides long. It is a transcript of the gene ANKRD22, whose product is annotated as ankyrin repeat domain 22. The transcript has 6 exons. Gene Ontology annotation, molecular function: protein binding. The coding region runs from base 157 to 732 and encodes 191 amino acids. NCBI's taxonomy places the organism in Eukaryota, Metazoa, Chordata, Mammalia, Pholidota, Manidae. The record is from RefSeq and is a predicted model, not a curated record.